AUGGACAGGCAAAGAUCUUUCGAAGUUCUGGACCUUGAGAGUGAUGAACUGAAGCAAGAUGAAGUCAGUGCAAAGGAAAACACCAACUCAUUCUCCGACCUAGUUCCGCAAGAUGAAUCACCUAGCACAGAGCUUUUGGAGUCCGAUUACUCAGAAAACUCCCUCUCUACGUCAUCCGACUUCGUGAAACUCGACGUUGAUGAGGAGCAGACCGCUGUUGCACAGUUUACUACAUCUCAUGACUUAGACAAGUCUCAGUCUUCUGGUUUGUCUGAUGAAACAAACACAUCCAUUCUGUACCAUCAAUUACAAGUUCAGUUUUCGAAAACUUUGCCUGCAAACAUACCUAACCGAAUACAUUUUUACGUUCAUGAUUUCCUCUUGGGAAGCAUAUUAUUCAGUUUACUUUUGGGUCACAUGCUAUAUACUGAACAGUGUAAUAAUAAGCUGGUUAUUGAAGCAAAACGAAUUGAGGAAUAUGAGACUGAGCGCACUCAACUAUUAACAAACGUCUCUCUUUUAUCAACUGAAAUUGCACGGAAAAACGCGGCCUAUCAAUAUCUGGAAAAUAAACAUAAGCGGUUGAAAAAUGUGACACGUCAGUUGCAGCUAGAUCUAUCUAUUGUAACAACUGAGUUACGUGAUCGAAAAUCAGCCUACAGUAAACUGAAGUCGGACUAUAAAGUUAUGAAAAGAAAAAUGAAUUCGUUGACCACUGAGUUACGGAGAUUGAAAAUUGCUCUUAUGGAUAUUAAACGAUCGUCUUUGUUCUUUCCUGGUGUUAGACUUAUCAAAGAUAUCCUGUGUAGAAUUCUAAGUGUUUGUCCUGAUCUAGACGGAUGAUGUUGACAGUGAUACGAAUUUCUCAUUUAUUGAAGAUAAACAGAAGAAAAUAUUAUCAUCAUUGACAUCUUUCGAUCAUUUUCAUUUUCCUUUUAAACUUUGUUUCAAUUAUUUAUGAAUAUGUGACAUUAUUAUUAUUUUCAUCAUUGUGUAUAUUAUAUACCCGUUUCUCUUACUAAUUGGAUUUAUUUGUCUUUCAUAUUUAUGCAUUUUAUUCAAAGAGUUUUUAAAGUCAUUUCUUUCGUUUGUUUUCGGUUAAUUUAUCUUUUGUUUGUUAUUGCAUUCUAAAGUUUGAACAAAAGGUCAUCAAAAUUAUUUAAAGAAAUUUUCGUUUUCUCUCUGG
Molecule: messenger RNA, 1186 nt
Organism: Trichobilharzia szidati
Lineage: Eukaryota; Metazoa; Platyhelminthes; Trematoda; Strigeidida; Schistosomatidae
Source: the annotation of a GenBank genome assembly